This is a messenger RNA of Stylonychia lemnae, 1941 nucleotides long. Lineage: Eukaryota; Ciliophora; Spirotrichea; Sporadotrichida; Oxytrichidae. The record is from the annotation of a GenBank genome assembly.
AUGCCUAAAAAGCAAGAAAAAUACUCCAGCAAAGAGGAAAAAGAGGAAGACGAUGAGAUAGCGUCUUAUGAUGAUGAAAUGGACGAUGAUUCGGAUGACAAUCAAGAUAGAGAAAUCGAAGUCAACAAGAAGCAUCUCCUUAACUAUGAAAGUGAUGAUAGUUCAAAUGGAAUGAUAGAUGAUUCUGAUGAUGAUUUAGAUAAAGGCCUUGCUAAGCAAAAAGAGGAGUUAAUUAUGAAUGAUACCUGGGGUAGUAAAAAGCGUAAUUUUUAUGGUAGAGACAAGAAACAAGAUGAUGCAAGUUCUAGUUCAGAUGAUGAAGAUGAGCGACUUGAAGCAUUGAGACUUUAAAAAGUUAGAGCAAAGAAACUUCAGUUACUUGCUAACUAAUAAGAAGAUUUUGAAUUGAAUGAUUAGAAGGAUUCGAAGAAACUAGGAAAUUAAUUGGCAUAAAGUUCUGAAGAUGAAGAUAGCAGUGAUGAUAGUGAAGUAGAAAGAGAGAACAGGAAAAAGGGGAAAAAAUUAGGAGAUAGAUUAUUUGCUGAUGAAGGUGAAUCUAAGUCUAGCAAAAAGUAACAAAAAGUUAGUGGUCAAAGCUUGAAGGAAUUGAUUAAGGAGAUUUAGAAUCCAAAGAUGAUCAAGACAAUUGUAGAAAAAGAAAAUCCUGAAUUAUUAGGACUUUUAGAGGAGUUCAAUUAUUCACUAUCAGAGAUAAACGAGAAAUUGAAACCUAUUCUUGAGAUUGCAAAGGAAUUUAAAACCGAGUAUAAAAACACUCUUACCUAUAUCGAAAUGAGGCACAACUUGUUACUUUCUUAUUGCACAUUUUUAAGUUUCUACUUGCUGCUUAAAGUAGACAGUAAACCAGUUUAAAAUCAUCCAGUUCUCUUUAAACUUACCCAUAUCAAAUCAUUACUUGAUAAUUUAGCGCCAGUUGAUGAGAAAUUAUAAAAGUAAAUAAAUAAAAUGCUAAAGAGAGCUAGGAAAUAAGAAAAAAAGAGAUUGAGUCAGCUGAAAUAGAAGUAAGCUUUGCCAGAUGAUGUAGAAGAGUAUGAUGAAGAGGAGGAUAAUGAAAGUGAAGAAAUUGAUAUGGAAGAGUAUGACGUUGAAGAGGAGUCAGAUCCUGAAAAUGAAGUUUAUGUCAAGAAAUCUAAAGCCAGAAAUUAAGAAGAGGAAGAGGACGAUGAAGAAGAUAUUGAGGAUGAUUACGAUGAAGAGAAUCUUGAAGAUAUGGACGAAGAAAUGGAAGAGGACAUUGAAGAUGAGUACGAUGAUGAACAAGAAUUGUUCGAGGAUGAUAAAUAAGGUGGUAGAGGUAUAAGCAUGAAUAUUUAAGAAAUAGAGAAACUAUACGAAAUCAAGAAUGGCAAAGCUGUAAUCAAGUCAGAUAACUCUAAAGAUUAAAAAAGAGAUAAGAAAGAUAAAGAUACAAAAAAAUCAAAGAAACAAUCACAAAAUGAUGACUAAUUAGAUGUACUAGAAAAUAAAAAAGACAAGAAAUCUAAGAGCAAGCCAGAAGAUUCAUAAGUUCUUAAAAAGAAGAAGAUCACCUUUAAUGACUUAUAGGUGACAAAAACAGCAGAAGAUGAUAUCGAGGGUGAUGAAGUAUAUGAAGCUUAGAAGUUAAAGCUCCGCGAGAAGAAAGCUUAAAAGAAGGAAAUGAAAAAAGAAUUGAAAGAGUAGGAAUUGCAGCAAGUUGGAAGAAUGGAGAAAGACAUUCAGAGAAAUAUAAACUACGACAUAAUGAAGGCAAAAGGUCUCACUCGUAAGAGAAAGAAGAUCGACCGUAACUCAAGAGUCAAGUUCAGAGAAAAGUACAGAAAAGCUUUAAUAAAGAGAGGCAGCAAGGUCUAGGAAUACAAGGAAGGACCAAGAGGCGUAUACAGCGGAGAAGGAACUGGUCUAAAAGCUGGACUUAUCAAGAGUACAUCAUUAUCAUGA